UCAGGAUAACACGGACAAUUUAGUCACAACUCGGUUGUACGCCGCAUACUGUGAAGCAAUGAAAACUUUAUUCCUUUUAUCUGCUGUAAUUUUUGCAAUUGAUGCAGCGAACUAUAAUUGCCACGGUGAUGUGACACAGCUUCAUCCAACAGGAAUGAGCAGUGGAGGUACGACAGGUUCACACCAUGCAAUUGAUCAGGAUAUUGCUGAGAUCAAUAAACGAAAGUCUUGUUAUGUACAAGCAGGAGCUGCGAACUGUAUACAUCCUGCAGUAAUUGCUGGUCUUGCUAGUCGGGAAUCUCGCGCCGGAAAACUGUUAUAUAGUACAAGCGGCUGGGGUGAUCAUCAUAACGCAUACGGUAUCAUGCAGUGUGACAUCAAUGCUAACCCACUACAUAGUAUCCACAAAACAUGUACAUCUUAUCACUGGGACAGCUGUGCCCACAUAAACGCUAUGACAGCACAUGUCCUAGUUCCAAAUAUACAAGGUGUUAAACGCAAGCAUCAUUCGUGGUCGGAUGCGCAAGCGCUACAAGGUGGAGUAGCUGCAUACAACUUUGGUUUAGGCAAUGUACAGAGUUGGGGCGGAUUGGAUGUGGGAUCAACACAUAAUGACUACAGCAACGACGUAAUUGCACGUGCUCAAUGGCUAAUUAGCCAUUAUCAUUGGUAGUGUGUAGAAGGUCAUCCUUUC
This is a messenger RNA of Mytilus trossulus (common blue mussel), 694 nucleotides long. Its product is annotated as glycine, glutamate and proline-rich protein-like. The record is from RefSeq and is a predicted model, not a curated record. The transcript has 6 exons. Lineage: Eukaryota; Metazoa; Mollusca; Bivalvia; Mytilida; Mytilidae. Bases 59 to 673 code for a protein of 204 amino acids. Gene Ontology annotation, biological process: peptidoglycan catabolic process. Gene Ontology annotation, molecular function: lysozyme activity.